This is a messenger RNA of Prunus mume (Japanese apricot), 1125 nucleotides long. RefSeq names its product ER lumen protein-retaining receptor A. Gene Ontology annotation, cellular component: membrane. The record is from RefSeq and is a predicted model, not a curated record. Gene Ontology annotation, molecular function: ER lumen protein retrieval receptor activity. Gene Ontology annotation, biological process: protein retention in ER lumen. Lineage: Eukaryota; Viridiplantae; Streptophyta; Magnoliopsida; Rosales; Rosaceae.
GUAAAGUCUCCCUUCUCUUACACGCCGUAUUCAACCCCACUUUCCUAUCUCUCUCUCUCUCUCUCUCUCUCUCUCUCUACUGAAAUCUAGGGCAAGAGUUCCUGCUUUAAACCAUGAAUGCGUUCAGGUUGGCUGGGGAUAUGACCCACCUGGCCAGUAUUUUGGUCCUCCUUCUCAAAAUCUACGCCACCAAAUCAUGCUCAGGGGUUUCGCUUAAGACUCAGGAGCUCUAUGUGCUAGUGUUUCUGAGUCGGUACUUGGACCUGUUCACGAACUUCGUCUCAGUAUACAACACUGUGAUGAAGCUGGUGUUCAUUGGAAGCUCGCUGGCCAUUGUUUGGUGUAUGCGGAUGCACAAAGUGGUGAAGCGAUCUUACAAUAAAGAGCUUGACACUUUCCGCCAUGAUUUUCUUCUUGGGGGAUGCUUUGUGUUGGCCCUCCUUAUCCACGAGGAAUUCACAUUUCAAGAGGUUUUGUGGGCAUUUUCCAUAUACUUGGAGGCAGUUUCAAUUCUUCCGCAGUUAGUUUUGUUACAGCGAAGUGGAAAUGUAGACAAUUUGACAGGACAAUAUGUUUUCUUACUUGGGGCCUAUCGUGCAUUGUACAUACUCAACUGGAUCUACCGCUACUUCACAGAACCUAAAUUUGGUAGAUGGAUAGCUUGCAUUGCUGGUCUGGUCCAGACAGCUUUAUAUGGAGAUUUUUUCUACUACUACUUUCGCAGCUGGAAGAACAAUGCAAAGCUUCAGCUGCCAGCUUAAGCCAAGGAAGUGUUCUUUAUUUUUGCAUCUGAAUUUUGUACACCAUACGAUAAAUCUAGUGCAGGAUAACUCUGCUGGAAGAAGCGCGUACGGAUCAUGUAGUUUCAGAUUAGGAUGGCAACCCUGUCCGUAAAAGAGGGAAUAGUUAGUGGAUUUUGGGUGCCCUAAACGUAGGUAAGAUUAAUACCCAUGUCCAUUGUGAGUUCAUCUCGAAGUGUCAGUUUUAUCACCUUGUAAAGAUGUUGGAAGCAUUAAAAAAAUUGCAGACAUGAUGUUUAUUACAAGUCUUUACUCGCAACAUUUGUAAUAUUGUGCACUGUGCCCCUUCUAUAAUAAGGGGGCUAUAUAUUGAGGGUUACAAUCA